This is a messenger RNA of Aspergillus chevalieri, 1011 nucleotides long. RefSeq lists its product as uncharacterized. NCBI's taxonomy places the organism in Eukaryota, Fungi, Ascomycota, Eurotiomycetes, Eurotiales, Aspergillaceae. The transcript has 2 exons. The record is from RefSeq and is a predicted model, not a curated record. Bases 1 to 1011 code for a protein of 336 amino acids.
AUGCCAUUCACCGUACCAUUUGGUGUGCCAUUCCAUGUGCCGUUCAAUGUGCUGUUCGAUGUGCCAUUCACUGUGCCAGCUCGUGUGCCAUUCCAUGUGCCAUUCGAUGUGCCGUUCAAUGUGCCAAUCGGUAUGCUGUUUGUUGUGCCGUUCAACAUGCUGUUCGAUGUGCCGUUCAAUGUGCUGUUCGAUGUGCCAUUCAGUGUGUCGUUUGAUAUGCCAUUUGCUGUGCCGUUUGAUGUGCCAUUCAGUGUGCCGUUCGCCCUGCCAUUCAGUGUGCCAUUGACCGUGCCGGCUCGUGUGCCAUUCCAUGUGCCGUUCAAUGUGCUGUUUGAUGUGCCAUUCACCGUGCUGGCUCGUGUGCCAUUCGCCGUGCCGGCUUGUGUGCCAAUCAGUGUGCCAUUCAGUAUGCCGUUCGCCGUGCCAUUCAGUGUGCCAUUCAAUGUGCCGGCUUGUGUGCCAUUCCAUGUGCUGUUCAAUGUGCUGUUCAAUGUGCCGUUCGAUGUGCCGUUCGACAUGCCAUUCACUGUACCAUUCACCGUGCCAUUCACCGUGCCGGCUCGUGUGCCAUUCAAUGUGCCGUUCGAUGUGCCAUUCGACAUACCAUUCGAUGUGCCAUUCGACAUACCAUUCGAUGUGCCAUUCACCGUGCCAUGCGCAGUGCCGGCCUGCCACGCUGUCAACUGGCCAAUGAAUGGCAUCGCCAGCCACAUAUACCACACCACCAACUCCCCGACCGCCCGUGGCACAUACCGGUGGAUCAGCUUGCUGUCGUUGCUCGCAUGGAAGCCCUUGUGGUAUGCAGUCACCAGUGUCACCAUCCCAUCCUCAAUGAACACAUUGCGGAAUUGGUUGUUCGGCGUGUUGACAUACUGCACACUGAGCAGCUCGGGGGCCCGUGCCGGCUGCCCCGCCGUCAUAUGGAUGGCCACGGCCAGUUUCUCCUUGAACCGGGCCACCCGGGCCAGAUACUGUGCCACCAAUGGGCCGUGGAUCGCCCCCGGCGCAUGA